AUGGAAAAUAAAGCAAGCUACAAGAAAAUAGGCUACGGAUUAAGAUAUGUCACCAGGCGUCGACAAAAACAACAGGGGAGACAAAACAGACUUCACCCAGCAUUAACAGAAUUUAUUCAAGCAUGUGUGUAUACAGCACAUGGUGAACGACUAACAACAGGCAGAACUUUGGUUGAACUGGAUCAAUUAACAGUACAGACUCCAUCAAACUACAACACAAGAAAUUUCCGCUCGUGCUUAUCCAUCAGACUUAUUUGUUGA
This is a messenger RNA of Meloidogyne enterolobii, 261 nucleotides long. The record is from the annotation of a GenBank genome assembly. Lineage: Eukaryota; Metazoa; Nematoda; Chromadorea; Rhabditida; Meloidogynidae.